CAACGGAAAGUGUCUUCAAGGUCAUUCACUUAAACAACACGUACAGUCAUUUAAUGAAAAAUGUACAUACAGUGAGAAAUUGACAAAAUAAAUACGAAUAACAUUAAAAACUAUUUACAAAACAGGCUUUUCAGGCCUAUCUCCACAGACCUUUUAUUCUUAUUAUUGAGAUUGUUAAUGUACUUUGAAUAAACUUUCGUUUGUUUGGAACUAUCAGUUAGAAGGUCUCCAAAGUAGAUAUUCGAUCGACGGAACUGUCCGUUUGGGAAUGUUUGUCGUUUAUAUCUUGUUUUUAUGUGGGACUGGAGUAGUUCAUUCCAAUUUAUGUCCAAGACAGUGUUUGCCGGGAUCCUGUUGCGAAGUUGAAGAAAAUGACUUCAGAUGCUGUCCUUAUGCUAAUGGUGUAUGUUGUAGUGAUGGGAGAAACUGCUGUCCUCAAGGGACAAAGUGUGAUUUGGAACUCGGUCAUUGUCGUUCUCCUAAUGGGACUGUGUUACCCUCCAAACAUAUAUCAGAGAAAGUAAUUGGUGACUUAAAAACCAGUACUUUAGAUAUGGUGCUUAGGAGACUAUCUACAAACUACAUUAUGUGUCCCGACCGCCAGUCAGUGUGCCAGGAUAACACUACAUGUUGCCCAAUGUCAGGUGAGAUAUGGGGUUGUUGCCAACAUGCCAACGCUAUUUGCUGUCCAGAUGGAGAACAUUGUUGCCCUCAUGGUUCAGUCUGCGAUAUGGUGCAUCGCUCAUGUAAACCAGCUAAGUCCGAUGAAAUCCCAGAGAUAAAAGAAUCUUCCCACACCUUACACCUCGUAUCAGCAUCAGCUCCUGCACGUCUCAACCCAAAUGUCAACCCAUCUAAAGCAGGCUGGGGAAAAAAGAUUCAUAAACUGUCAGCCAAGUAUUUACUAGCUUAUUCUGGUAUUGUAUGUCCAGAUCCAUUAUAUGAAUGCCCAGCUAAUACAACUUGUUGUCCUAGUCCAGAUGAAACAUGGGCAUGUUGCCCUAUUCCCCAAACUGUCUCCUUUCCUGGUGUUUAUAACAAAGCUUUGAAUAAGUCCCUUGAACAGAUGUACAGUAAUAAAAAUAGUUCACAUUCUGUCGCAAAUUUUAAUUUGAUUUAUAUGAGCUUAUCAACAUUGAAUGACACACAAUUAUGUCCAGAUGCAAAAUCUCGCUGUAGCAGUGAACAAACAUGUUGCAAACUAAAAACUGGAGAGUGGGGUUGCUGCCCUGUGAUAAAUGCUGUAUGUUGCAGUGAUGGAGAACACUGUUGUCCUGAAGGUUAUGUAUGUGAUUUAUCUGUUGGAGAGUGUAUAAAUCGUUCUAAACCAUCAAAUGAAUUGAAAAAGUUUUUACCAAACAUUAAUUUAUCAUCAUUACCAACAAAAAUUGGUUAUAAUAAUCGUUGUCCUAACAGUGAUGUUUAUUGUGAAGAUAAUUCAACUUGUUGUGAACAUGAUAAGGAAUGGGGUUGUUGCUUGUUCUCAAAUGCAGUCUGUUGUUCCGAUGGUGUUCAUUGUUGUCCAGCAAAUACAAUUUGUGAUUUAAAAGCAGAAAUGUGUAUUGGUGAAUCAGGUGAUAUUCUCACUAAACUACAAUUGAAAUCUAAACCUAAAUUUAAUUCAUUCAAAUAUAAUUCACGUAUUAGUAUUUGCUCUGAUAUGAAAUCAGUUUGUAUUAAUGGUACAUGUUGUUCCAAUGUAAAUGAUCAAUUAUCAACACUUUGUUGUCCUUAUGAAAAUGCCGUUUGUUGCAACGAUGGUGAACAUUGUUGCCCAAAGGGUACAACAUGCGAUAUGGUCAAUGGUGGUUGUAUUAUUUCACAAGAAGAUUUAUCAAAAUCUAAUUCUGUUCCAUUGCUUACCAAGAUCUCAGCUUUACAUGUUACUUCCAAAAAUAACACACAGUCUACUGUUUUCACACAAGUUUGUCCUGGUGGUAAAGCGAAAUGUCCAGAUAGUGCAACAUGUUGUAAAUUAUCUAGUGGGGAAUAUGCAUGUUGUCCAAUUCCAAAUGUGAGUUUCCAUCAAAAUAGGAGUUUUAUUAAUAUAAAUUAGUAAUCAUACUUCGAUAACAAGGUUGCAGACUUUAUUCUUUUUUUACUUAAGUUGAGUUAUGAUAAGUCAGUCCGCCUACUUGAACAUUUGUUUCUAACUUUCCAGCCGCUUCCUAUAACCACAGAUUACGCAUACGCCUAAACUUGAACAAUAGGAAAAAGGAGAGAAAUAUGAGUCAGCUCUUUACUUAAAAAUGAGUUAUGUCAGUCACUCAUACUGUAUAACCUGUUACGUGUGUACAUCGGUUCAAGUCCCCAUACCCAAAUAACAGAGAGAGAGAGAGAGAUGGAAUUAUAAGACCAAAUCUUAGAAUGGUAGAGGUAGUAACGGUAACAAUGGUAAUAGGAAAGAUUAGAUAUCAAACACGAUUUGGAAAGAAAAUAUAAAUUAAUGAAAUAAAAACAAAAGUAAUGGUUAUGAGGAAUUCAGAAUUUCGGGGAUGACAAAUAAUGGAUGCAUCUGCACCAUUGCAAACGAUUUUGAGCCAUGUGAUUCAAAGUCCCUAACUAUUGGUAAUGAUAAUCACGCGGAUCUCAGCCAGGCAGUCUACACCUAUUAACAUGGCCAAGUCUAACUAUCUAUGACUUUAUGGACUGACGGCAUGUUUUGGUUUUGCCGCCCCUAGCUUUCUUCCGGAUUACUCCUACACCACACAACAUCGCCCUAUGGAGAUUAUAAAAGUUUGAAUCCGUUGAUAAAUAUCGCGUGCCAUAUCACCAAUCACAGUCCUAAUUCUAAUUUAAUCUAUUUCGCGUCUACCACUUUCUCGAUAGCCCAGUUUCCUCAAUUUGUAUAAAUACAUGCUCGAUCAGUACCAUCAGCUGUAAAUCAAACAACCCACCUCCUAUUGGUCCGCUAUUCCUACACUCCUCUCUAUGCCCUGCCCUGAGUUGAGGAGUAGCAACCAACCUCUCCUACGUUCCUAUUUCAAACAGAUGCGUUUCUUAUACAGGCAUACCAGACCGUAUUACACCAUAGAACAAGUCAACGGUGUCUGUGUAUGGGAGAGGGUGUAAAUAAUGGAAUGAGAACAAAAUAGGUAUAGUAAGUCGUACAACAGUACGGAAUGAGUCAACUGAAAUCCUAUGAUAAAUGGUAUAUAUAUAACAAUUUUUCAAUAACCAUGGCUUCUAUAAAUCUAAGAAUGGGCCCUUGAUAAUUUCUGUACAAAGCCUUAAAGACCAUCUCAGGGUUGAUCCUUUGACUUGUUUCAAUUGUGUUUUACAAUCUAGGAGCCUGGUUUUCUACUUUCUGCUAUUUUGGCAUAUGCUCCAUCACAGCUGAUUAAAUGGAGAAGUAAUCAAAAAUUCUGUAGUAAAGGAGACAAACAAUCGUUAAUUUCAGCAUAACUUUGAAUCGUUUUGACAUAAUCAAGAAUUCACUGUUCAUGAUGAGGAUUUUAAACAAGUUUUCUUAGUUGAUUGUUUUAAUCUUUCAUUGUCUUUCUAGAUAGAGUCAUCUAAAGAUGCUUUUUUAAAGGAUAUUUUAGUGAUGUUGUUUAGGACGAUUAAAGCUCCAUAGACCAUUGAACCAACCAGUUCAGGCGAACAGAAUACAUUCAAAAUUUUGAAAACUUGUUCAAUAUUUUAUUGAUUACGAACCGAUUUAAGUUAGAUUACCAUUAAAAAUGUGGAAGCACUGGACAACUGUUUCGUUUUUGUAUGGAACUUCUCAGUGGUGGUGCACAUUUAUGACACCGAUAUGGGGGACCGAACCCAAUACCCUGUUUAAUAUUGAUAGAAAUGAUUUGAAUAUCUGAAUGCAUCAUUAACAAUUAAAACGUUUGUCAAUAGUUUUUGUUUUAUUAAUAUAUUGAGAUAAAGCAAGGUUUUGGCUUUUGUAACAACAAAGUUUUCUAUGAUAAAGGUACUUGUCAUCUAGUUUCAAUGUUAAAAAUGCUACCAAUCUCUCCCAAUCUUAAUUUUUCCCCAACCGUAGUUAAAAACAGUAGUCGGCGUUUAGAUUCGUAUGAACAUUGGUUCGUUGGGUAAAGGAAAUAUGAAACUUUGUGGCAGGCCUAUUAGCUACGGACAACUCAAUCAUGUUUCAAAGAACAUCUUUUGAGUUUUCCGCGUUAUCCAUUCUGUUUUUAUAACUAAAUGCCAUUCUGGCAUUGUAGUUUAUUUCAGUUCCGAUUUAUCUUAAUGAAAAUAGUUGGUAGAAGUUCCUCAAUUUGCUAUUGUAGUAUUUCUCAAUGUUCGUAUGUAAACUACAGUCUUGCUAAAAAAAUUUAAUUUGUCUCCUGAUUUUACAGUGUUCUUUUGUUUCCUAUCUUAUUUAAAAUUUCAUUUGGUAUAUUCAUCUAUAAAUAAUGAACGACAAAAAUGUAGUGCCAUUUAUGACUUCAAUUAAUCUCGUAUUUCUCCUUUCUAUUAAAUGGAUACUAAAUUGCUUAGAAUGAACACUGAACGAUUUAUCCACGUAUACAACUCAUUCACUCUACACUAGAUACUCCGCCAGGAUUAUUCUAUCAGAUAUC
Molecule: messenger RNA, 4535 nt
Organism: Schistosoma curassoni
Lineage: Eukaryota; Metazoa; Platyhelminthes; Trematoda; Strigeidida; Schistosomatidae
Source: the annotation of a GenBank genome assembly